This is a messenger RNA of Babesia bigemina, 369 nucleotides long. RefSeq lists its product as hypothetical. The transcript has a single exon. The record is from RefSeq and is a predicted model, not a curated record. NCBI's taxonomy places the organism in Eukaryota, Apicomplexa, Aconoidasida, Piroplasmida, Babesiidae. The coding region runs from base 1 to 369 and encodes 122 amino acids.
AUGGCGUACAACAUCGAGCGCACCGGUGUCGGGUCAGAUUACACUUGCGAUCCUUCGAUAUGUGAAGACCAAUGUAAGCAGUGUACCAACCCCAAAUGUCAAUGUAAAUGUCCAUGUUGUAGAGGCAAAAAUCCAGAGACGCUCUCUGCUGACUGCAGUCUCCAUUCCAGCAAGGCACGACCUCUCCCCAGCGUCGCCGCUCGAUCUAGUAACCCCGAUUCCAAGGGUGAUGAUCUUUCCACCGCCUACCCUUCUGUCAUCAUUCCCGUCAUCAUCGCCCCCGUCGCCCUCAUCGUCCUGGUCAUCUGUGUCAUGAGCUACUUCCGCGUCCGGCCGUUCCACCGGGUGCGGUACCUAUUGCGCGGCUGA